This is a messenger RNA of Drosophila grimshawi, 1470 nucleotides long. It is a transcript of the gene Psf3, whose product is annotated as DNA replication complex GINS protein PSF3. The transcript has 3 exons. Gene Ontology annotation, biological process: mitotic DNA replication initiation. Bases 16 to 792 code for a protein of 258 amino acids. Gene Ontology annotation, cellular component: GINS complex. NCBI's taxonomy places the organism in Eukaryota, Metazoa, Arthropoda, Insecta, Diptera, Drosophilidae. The record is from RefSeq and is a predicted model, not a curated record.
CGCUGUGUAGAUUCGAUGACAAUUUUCUGUGUUCGCAGCCAACUUCAAUCAGCUCAAGCAUGCGCUAACAGAGCUCUGUUUACUAACAAACCAGAUUUGGCGCUAAAACACAAAAGCAGCUGUUUUUAUUUGUCAACGAUGAAUUAUUUUCCAAAUUAUUAUUCAAUUGAAGACAUAUUCGUGACCCAGGAAAAGGUUGAGUGCAAGGUCAAUACACGCCUACAGCGCAUGGGCUUUUUGGAUGCCGGCGCUGAAACGGAAGAUUUGGAACCCGGUCGCACCAUCAAUCUGCCGCUGUGGUACAUCAAGGAGCUGAAAGUGAAUAAUGCAUAUUUCACGAUAGCCCUGCCCGAUAUCUACAAGAACGUGCACAAGGCCGUCUGCGAGGCAGAGACCACACACAUCGAACUGGGCCGGCUGCAUCCGUUUUUCUACGAGUUCGGAUGCUACCUGACGCCGUACGAUCGCAACCAUGUCAUUGGCCGCAUAAUCUUCGAGACGCUGCGCCAACGCGUCCGGCACCUGCUCGACAUAUCGAAGAACGACGCUGACAGCAAGCCGGACCACCGGCUAGACAACAUUGAGGCUAAGCUGCACGAUGCCGGCGUCCGCACCAAUACCCUGUACAUCAACUGGCUGCAAAUGAGCGGCAACAAUAUACGCAUCUCGGAGCUGGUCGAGGAGCAUCAAAAGAAACGCAAACGUGCCGAUCGCAGCGACGAUGAAGGUGGAGGCGGUGCUGGUGGUAGUGGUGACAUGGACAUGCCCACAGGCAAGAAACCUAGCUGGUAAAGACGAUGAAGAAGACAAUUUUGGCACUUGGAGACAUUAAACAAAACUUUAUUUCAUGCUCACACUUAAGUCGUACUUCUAAAAUAAAUGUAAAACAAUUUCUCAAAAAAAAAAAAAACAAACAAAGAAAUUCGCAAAUUAAUGGAAAGCAAAACAAUAUUCGGCUAGCCGAAAAUGAAAAGACUUGACAGACUCAUUAUAUGAUAUUAUAUUAAGCUCGAACUUAAUUAAACUCUGUUAAAAUACCAAAGUUAAAAACCGAACGGUUUUUAUAUUUCUUUUUGCAGUUUUUGGCUAUUUCCAACUAAUGCAUUGCCUCAUAAUAUUUUCAAAGAAUUUAAAAAUAUGUUUAAGUGCAUAUGUACAAAGUCUAUUUAGAUUUAUGUAAUCGUUGCUUUUGAUUCAAUGUCUCGAAUAUUAUAUUCAUUUAGAAUUCAGUUUCACGUUCGAUGAAUACCGAUUUCGAACAGAACAGGAAUACAAGCAAUACAACCAUAUAUUAACAUCCAAAUUUGUAUCAAACAAAUUAUUGUUAUCAUAAGCAUAAAUCAAUUUGUUUUCUUCGCCUUUUUAGUGUUUAGUGUUAUCGUUUUGAUUUGUUGUAAAUAUGACGAGGGCUGCCCUCGAUUUUCUCAGUGUCUCACAAAAAAAAUUACAUACAUUUAAUACAAUAUAUAU